AUGGAUUUCUUGGGAACAUUUUUAGUUUUUUUAAUUUUUUUAAUUGUGGUUAUUGUGUUGCUCUAUGUAAUACAUGCCCAAAAUUUGCAUUAUUGGCAACGUCAGGGCGUGGACUCAAUUAGCCUAAGAGACAUCUUCAAAGGAUCGAAGCAUAUGCCAUGUGGAUUAGCAAUCAAUGAAUACUAUCCUCAAAUGUAUGCCCAACAAAAGGCUUUUAAGGUGAUUCCAGGAUUGUUUACUUCAAUGUUGGUCGUUCAAGAUCUGCAUGCCAUUAGAGACAUACUAAUAACACAGUUUGAAAAUUUUCCCGAUCGUGGCUUUUAUGUUAAUCAUCGAGAGGCCUUAAGUGCUAAUAUAACGCAUUUGGAUUACAAGCUAUGGAAGCCAUUGCGUCAGAGAAUGUCGCCCAGCUUUUCGCCUGCUAAGGUAAGGUAUAUGUUUCCCACACUCUUACAAGUGGCCGCUGAGUUUGUGACAGUCUUUAGGGAUGAAUGCCACCAACAGGCCAAUAUAGUGGAAAUUUAUGACUUAUGUGCCCGUUUUACCACCGAUUUUAUUGGCAAUGUUAUUUUUGGCAUUCAAUGCAACAGUUUGAGUGAGCCCAAAUCAGAAUUUCGUAUUGAAGGCGAUAAGGCCUUUUAUCAGCUGCGCAAACCUCAUUUAGACUUUUUUGCGGUAAAGUUUUCGAGAAUAAUGCAGUUUUUAUACCCACCACCGAAGGAUGGGGGUAUAUUCAUUUUGUCAUUCCGUUUGCAACACAUCGAAAUAUCCAGUUCGGCCCGGCCGAACUUAACGCCUUUUUACUUGUUUAAUAUUCGAGUAUUCGACAAGCGGAGCAAUGAAUUCUUCAUACGCGUCUUCAGGCAGAGCCUGGAGCAUAGGGAAAAGAACAAUCUGAGACGCAAUGACUUUAUGGAUCUCCUGAUAGAUUUGAAAAAGCAACAUGAAAACGAUGAGGAAAUGCCUCUUUCUUUGGAAAUGCUGGCUGGUCAGGUAUUUGCUUUCUUUAUAGGGGGAUUUGAGACAACCUCUUGUACCAUGAGUUAUGCUCUGUAUGAGUUGGCUAAAAAUCAUCAAAUACAAGACAAAGCUCGUGAGGAGAUCCUCCAUGUAUUACUAAAAAAUCAACAACAAUUUAACUAUGAGUCUUUAAAGGAUUUAACAUACCUCAAAGCCAUUAUACAAAAAUCACUGAGCCUAUAUCCCAUUGUACCUACGAUGCCUCGCAUAUGUCGUCGUAAAUGUACUAUCAAAUCUGCCGUAACCAUUAAACCUGAUACUCCAGUACUCAUACCCAUUUAUGGAGUUCAACAUAAUCCUGAUUUUUAUCCCCACCCUGACAGAUUUUUGCCUGAACGUUUUGCGGAAGAAGAAAAUGCAAACCGUGAUCCUUGCACAUUUUUGGCCUUUGGAGGUGGUCCUAAAAUCUGCAUUGGUGAGCUGCUUGCAAGAAUGCUAAUAACAUUGGGCUUGGCAAUGUUGCUUUCUGAAUUUCGAUUUUCCAUGUGUGAGAGAACUCCUCAGGAGUUAGCAUUUGAUCCGGAAAAUAUGUUCAUAUUGUAUGUUAAAGACGGCAUUCAUUUGAAAGUGGAGAUAUUAAAGAAGAGUUGA
This is a messenger RNA of Stomoxys calcitrans (stable fly), 1611 nucleotides long. RefSeq names its product cytochrome P450 6a8. Lineage: Eukaryota; Metazoa; Arthropoda; Insecta; Diptera; Muscidae. Gene Ontology annotation, molecular function: oxidoreductase activity, acting on paired donors, with incorporation or reduction of molecular oxygen; iron ion binding; heme binding. The record is from RefSeq and is a predicted model, not a curated record. The transcript has 3 exons. The coding region runs from base 1 to 1611 and encodes 536 amino acids.